AUGUCACAAUCGGAUGAGCAGCAGAAGGAUAUUCCUUCUUCAUCAAACACCGGAAGCAGUGAAACGAAUGGAGCUGGUAAUGGUCCACAAGUUCAAGUUCGUCGACUUUUCGACAACACUUCCGAUGAAUCGGAUGUAUCAUUAGAUAAUGAUGAUAAAACUGGAGCUGAAACUGAUGGAUCAUCGUCCAGUCGAGGAUGUCUGAAAAGUAAUCGAUCCCGCAAAGACUAUGCUGGAAGUUCUAGUACAAGAGCUGUUCGUGCUCCUCAACAGGUUUCGUGGUCGUUUGGUGCCAAACCAGCAACUCCUCACUCUCAACCACCAACUGGACUCAAAAAAGUGCCCGCCAUCUCCGCCACGUCUUCAACAUCACAAGCCGGAUCAUCGACAUCUACUGCUCGUAAAUCGUCGUUGGUUGGAGGUCGUGGUUCGGCAUCUUCAUCAGGACAUACAAGUCCUUCUCCUUCUGAAUCUCCUGCUCGAAACGCGGGUUGCUCUUCUUCGGGUGAAUCAAAUCCGGAUAGAUCUCUGGCUACACCGCCUCUUCCACCUGCACUUAAGCAUUCUGGAAAGGACGGACACUAUCGCGGUCAACGUUCAAUGUCACUUGGAGGACCGGCUCAUGAAAUGCUAAUGUCUCAAUUAGGAGGCCGUCCGGGAAAUACAGUCGAUUGCUCACCAGGCGAAGGCGAUAAAGUUUGUCUUCUGGUGGAUCAAACGAGGUUCCUCGUCUCCCAACGUCUUCUCACUUCUAAACCUGAUACCAUGCUCGGCCGAAUGUUUUCAAUGCGAGCUUCAUGUGGCGACUUGGGUGCAGAUCUUGUAACUCCGAAUGAAAGAGACGAAUUCGAAGUUGCGGAUGGAAUGACUUCGUCCUGUUUCCGAGCGAUUCUGGAUUAUUAUCAGUCAGGCACAAUGAGGUGUCCAUCUUCUGUUUCGGUGUCAGAAUUGCGUGAAGCAUGUGAUUACCUAUUGGUUCCAUUCAAUGCACAGACUGUCAAAUGUCAAAACUUGCACGCUCUACUUCAUGAACUGUCGAAUGAGGGGGCCCGAGAGCAGUUUUCCCAGUUUCUCGAGGAGAUAAUAUUGCCGCAGUUGGUAGCUUCAACUGAACAUGGAGAACGUGAAUGUCAUUUGGUGGUACUCCUGGAUGAUGAUGUUGUCGAUUGGGAUGACGAAUAUCCACCACAAAUGGGAGAAGAAACAACACAUGUAGUCUACUCGACUCAUCUUUACAAGUUUUUCAAGUAUGCCGAAAAUCGGGAUUGUGCGAAACAAGUGCUGAAAGAGCGAGGUCUCAAAAAGAUUCGUUUGGGAAUGGAAGGAUAUCCAACGCACAAGGAAAAGAUCAAGAAGCGAUUCAACAAAGCGGAAGUAAUUUACAAUUAUGUUCAGCGACCAUUUGUGCAUUGCUCGUGGGAGAAGGAAGAAGCCAGAAGUCGUCAUGUUGACUUCGCUUGCCCAAUAGUCAAAUCGAAAUCGAAUCCUUCACUCGCGGCAGCAGCUUCUGAUCCUCUUCCUCAACCGGCUCCCCUUCAACAACAACAUAGAGUCGCCGUAUUUGGAGAAGCUGCUCCUCUUGCUGCACAACAUCGUUUUGAUGACCCCCAUCUUGCUCAACCAAUUUUCAAUCAUGUGAUGCAACAACAGCCGCAACCACCGCAAAACAACGCCAUGUUGGGCGUCAAUGUGCAGCAGCAACAGUAG
Messenger RNA from Caenorhabditis briggsae, 1707 nucleotides. Bases 1 to 1707 code for a protein of 568 amino acids. Gene Ontology annotation, biological process: positive regulation of phosphorylation. The record is from RefSeq and is a predicted model, not a curated record. The transcript is spliced from 8 exons. Gene Ontology annotation, molecular function: protein binding. NCBI's taxonomy places the organism in Eukaryota, Metazoa, Nematoda, Chromadorea, Rhabditida, Rhabditidae. Gene Ontology annotation, cellular component: cytoplasm.